CUCGCGUCCCCGCACGCUCCCCAAAGUCCCGGCAGCGGCAGGCCACUGCGCGACCCGGCGGAGAGCGCCGCCUUCCUGCGCUCCGCAGGCACCAUGGCCGCCCCCGACCUGUCCACCAACCUCCAGGAGGAGGCCACCUGCGCCAUCUGCCUCGACUACUUCACGGACCCAGUGAUGACCGACUGCGGCCACAACUUCUGCCGCGAGUGCAUCCGGCGCUGCUGGGGCCAGCCCGAGGGCCCGUACGCGUGCCCCGAGUGCCGCGAGCUGUCCCCGCAGAGGAACCUGCGGCCCAACCGCCCACUCGCCAAGAUGGCCGAGAUGGCGCGGCGCCUGCACCCGCCGUCGCCCGUCCCGCAGGGCGUGUGCGCCGCGCACCGCGAGCCGCUGGCUGCCUUCUGCGCCGACGAGCUGCGCCUGCUGUGCGCGGCCUGCGAGCGCUCCGGGGAGCACUGGGCGCACCGCGUGCGCCCGCUGCAGGAGGCGGCCGACGACCUCAAGGGCAAGCUGGAGAAGUCCCUGGAGCAUCUGCGGAAGCAGAUGGAGGACGCGCUGCUGUUCCAGGCCCAGGCGGAGGAGACCUGCGCCCUGUGGCAGAAGAUGGUGGAGAGCCAGCGGCAGAACGUGCUGGUGGAGUUCGAGCGGCUGCGCCGCCUGCUGGUGGAGGAGGAGCAGCGGCUGCUGCAGCGACUGGAGGAGGAGGAGCUGGAGGUGCUGCCGCCGCUGCGGGAGAGCGCCGCCCGGCUCGCGCAGCAGAGCGCCCAGCUGGCCGAGCUCGUCGCGGAGCUGGAGGGGCGCUGCCAGCUGCCGGCGCUGGGGCUGCUGCAGGACGUGAGGGACACCCUGCGCAGGGUCCAGGACGUGAAGCUGCAGCCGCCCGAGGUGGUGCCCAUGGAGAUGAGGACGGUGUGCAGGGUGCCGGGGCUGGUGGAAGCCCUGCGGCGGUUCCGAGGGGAUGUGACUCUGGAUCCCGACACCGCCAACCCCGAGCUGGUCCUGUCGGAGGACAGGAGGAGCGUGCGGCGGGGGGACCUGCGGCAGCCUCUGCCCGACAGCCCCGAGCGGUUCGACCCUGGGCCCUGCGUGCUCGGCCGGGAGCCCCUGACCUCGGGCCGCCACUACUGGGAGGUGGAGGUGGGGGAGCGGGCCAGCUGGGCCCUGGGCGUCUGCAGGGACAACGCCAACCGCAAGGAGAAGGGCGAACUGUUCGCCGGCAACGGCUUCUGGAUCCUGGUGUUCCUGGGAAGUUACUACAACUCCUCCGAGCGGGCCUUCGCCCCUCUCCGGGACCCACCCCGGCGCGUGGGCGUCUUUCUGGACUACGAGGCUGGACAUCUGUCCUUCUACAGCGCCACCGACGGCUCGCUCUUAUAUGCCUUCCCUGAGACGCCUUUCUCAGGGACCCUCCGGGCCCUCUUCUCACCUCUGUCCAGCAGCCCAACCCCUAUGACCAUCUGCAGGCCAAAAGGCGGGCCUGGGGACAUGCUAGCUCCCCAGUGAGGGGGCCCUUAUGAGCGAGUGGGCUUCUCACGGUCCCUUGUCCUGACUUGGGAUCUUUGAGCCACCUGGAAAACCUGGGAGAGGAGCUCGUAGUGCCUCUCAGACGUGCGUAGUAAAACCAGACUCAGUCACUGUCAUUCCUGGGAAGCUGUGCAAACGUGUGCAGGGCCGGCUGCGUCCUGUCCUGGGGUGCCCUCCAAGGGCCUUGGGUGCCAAGACCCCAUUUGCUGGCGCGUUGCCAACAGCCCUUUGCAGAACCCCAAGCCCGGGACCCCGGCAGCUCUGGUUCCAGGAGCCCACCCAGUCUGGCCAUGGUCUGGGGUGGGGCUCCGGGGCCUGACGACCCUGAGGCUGCACCCUGAGAAAGCUGCCGUUUCUGUGUGGCUGCUGGUGGGAGGAGCUCCAAGCCUGCCGGCCCGGCUCAGGGUCUGGUCCUAUAACACGGGCUGGACGUGGUUGUCCCCGGUUAGUUAGGGUGCAGCAGAGUCCUCUGGAGAGGUGGUCGGGGAAAGGCCAGAGGAGGGGAGCUGGGAGGAAAAGGCGCUGAUAAAGGGACCGAGUAACCAGGACCCACAGAGGGCCGACCAUUCAGGGGUUCUAGAAAAUGCUCCUUCCCUGACCGCCAGUGUAGAGGCCGGAAUGCAGGGGACCUAUGGGCUUGGACGUGAGCACAGGGCUGACAAGCUCCAGGUUCCAUCUGAGCUGGGCUGAGAACUGCAGGCUGGUGUUGACACCACCUCUGCCCUGGGGGGCCAUCCCCAAGUCUGCCUGGGGCUGGGGGCAAGGCUGCAAAGGGCCUCUCCUUAUAGAAUCCGGGAUUUGUUUUGCUUCUAAGUUCUGCGUGUCUUCGCCCUUCUCACAAAGAUGCAGCAUCUCUGCACCCCUAGGAUUUAUUUAUUGUAAGGGCCCGUUCUCACAGUAAAUAAAUUCACCAUUGUCUGCAAUCCCACUGUUUACGUGGGGGCGUGGGAAAACCCACUGGGAGGAGGGCUGGCCCCGGGAGGGUGAUGUGGAGGCAGGAUGCUCCCAGGCAAAGUCAGAGAUGCAGCUGCUGCCCUCACAAACACAGCAACUCCCAGACGUGGUCUUCCUGGUCUUUGCUGAACGUGCAUGUUCAUUUCAUGCGCCUGCUGUGGGAUUCUUUUUCUUUUUCCAGAUAACCUGAUAAACACUCCAUUUCCCACUGUG
This is a messenger RNA of Diceros bicornis minor, 2688 nucleotides long. It is a transcript of the gene TRIM11, whose product is annotated as tripartite motif containing 11. NCBI's taxonomy places the organism in Eukaryota, Metazoa, Chordata, Mammalia, Perissodactyla, Rhinocerotidae. The record is from RefSeq and is a predicted model, not a curated record. Gene Ontology annotation, molecular function: zinc ion binding; protein binding. The transcript has 6 exons. The coding region runs from base 94 to 1500 and encodes 468 amino acids.